Molecule: messenger RNA, 1280 nt
Organism: Brassica napus (rape)
Lineage: Eukaryota; Viridiplantae; Streptophyta; Magnoliopsida; Brassicales; Brassicaceae
Product: blue copper protein-like
Exons: 1
Coding region: 447-1280 (277 amino acids)
Cellular component (GO): plasma membrane
Molecular function (GO): electron transfer activity
Source: RefSeq, a predicted model, not a curated record
GAACACAAAAAUAUCAAUAGAUAGAAAUGUGCAUUAAAAUUAUAAAUGAAAAUAGCAAAUGUAAAAUUUAAACAUAAUCGGAUAAUCCAAAUCAAAAAAUAAAAUUAUAGAUAUUUAAGCGUUGUUUAAAAUUUAUAUUUUCAAAAGAGGUGAAUCUAAGUUGAAAAAGGAAUUAAAAAAGGAAAUAUAUUCAAAAAUAACAAAUUCAGCUUAAUGAAAAUCAAACACAAGCCUAAUUAGAAAAGGAUUCGAGAGAUCUUUGAAAAAGGAAAAAGAAAACAUACAUAUCAUAUCACAAACGGGAUUAUAAUUAAAUAAAAUGGUAAGUAAAAUCCUUAAGCUGCAAGGAUUAGGUUCCGUAAAAGGUGUUAUAAAAAGAGAGUUAGGGUCUUGUUUUUUGUUACUCACAUACUCAUCAUCAAAGUUCUCUGAUAAUUCUAUUAAUAAUGGCGACAACAACAAGAAUGUUCUGUUUCGUGCUCGUGAUGUUUCUAAUGGGAUGUUGUUGCUCGGCAAAAAUCUACAAAGUGGGAGACUCGAAGGGAUGGAGAGCGAAGCACGGUAGCUAUUAUGAAUGGGCUAAGCGUAAGGAAUUCCAAGUGGGGGAUUCUCUGAUGUUCGAAUACGAUGGCAACGUCAACGACGUCACUCAAGUUUCCAGUCGUUUGGAAUACCAAUUCUGCAACUCCCUUUCUCCUAAAGCUGUCUACAACACAGGGCACGAUGUCGUGACUCUCACGGAACCAGGUUAUCACUUCUUCAUCACAUCAGAUCAUUCUCAAUGCGUAGCUGGACAGAAACUCGUCGUUUUUGUCGUCCAUGACCAUCCGAUUCCUUCACCACCACCACCGAGAAAGAUCCUUCCAUUCCGAAAAGAUUACAAGGUCGGUGACUCCAACGAAUGGAGGGUUCCUGAAGAGAGCGACUUCUAUUCCAAGUGGAGUGAGGAGAAACAGUUUCAUGUGGGAGACAAUCUUCUUUUCUACUACAACGACCAAGUCGAUGACGUCCUAGAAAUCAACAGUGAUCUUGAGUUCAAAUCUUGCGACACUAUUUCUCCUGUUGCCGUGCACAAUGCUGGACAAGAUCUCAUAAGGCUAACGAAACCAGGAAUCCACUAUUUUAUUACCUCAAAGAUUGGUCAUUGUGAGGCUGGGCUUAAGCUUCGAGUUGUGGUGCGACCACUAUCCAAAAGUGUUCCGAAGAAGAUGCAGUUGUCACCUUUCGACCGUCUCAUCAAGUGGCUACAUGAUUCCUUCACACCCCACCCCCAUCACUAA